AUGUCGUCUUUGUUCAUCCUUUUGUUACUUCUGCAUUUGCAAAUUCGUGUCUUUUUUUCGUAUGAUUCGCCAGUUGUUGACAGUCUCGUCUACGUCAAGUACCACCCGCGUUUUAGUCCUGACAUCGUAUCGCCUCCCAAGGGUCUCAACAACUUUAGUAAAACAUCGCCAAUCGGUAAUGUAACUCUCCCAUUCGGCUUCAAGUAUACCAAAUAUGAUAAUUUCACGACCAAUCGUCCCUGGUUAUCUGGUACUUCUGGGUUGCAAAUAUUGCGCACAAACGUUAGCUUUUCAAACCAAAUGAAGCCACCUCCACCAGUCAUUGACUUGUCAAACAUCGAUAAUAAGAAGCUAAGGAAUGUCAUCAUCCAUAUUAGGAUUGAAAAAUGUGCGGCUACAUGCGCAAAAAAACUAUCGGGGUGUCAAGGAGGCUGUGAAUCCGCCAAAUCUUCGUUCACCCUCGAGACUUGUCGAAAAAAAUGCUUAGAUCAG
Messenger RNA from Ambispora gerdemannii, 492 nucleotides. The record is from the annotation of a GenBank genome assembly. Lineage: Eukaryota; Fungi; Glomeromycota; Glomeromycetes; Archaeosporales; Ambisporaceae.